Phycodurus eques (leafy seadragon) is the source of this 1859-nucleotide messenger RNA. RefSeq names its product aldolase a, fructose-bisphosphate, b (gene aldoab). Gene Ontology annotation, biological process: fructose 1,6-bisphosphate metabolic process; glycolytic process. Lineage: Eukaryota; Metazoa; Chordata; Actinopteri; Syngnathiformes; Syngnathidae. Gene Ontology annotation, molecular function: fructose-bisphosphate aldolase activity. Gene Ontology annotation, cellular component: cytosol. The transcript has 10 exons. The coding region runs from base 491 to 1582 and encodes 363 amino acids. The record is from RefSeq and is a predicted model, not a curated record.
GUCUCCACAAAAACGGGGCUUACGCUUGUGCAGGAACUCUCAUCACCGCCAGAUUCAUCCUCACUUCUGCUGAGUGCUUCUCUAGGAAGAAGACCGGACGUGAUCAAAUUUACUACGCCAGCAAACAAGCAGAGCGAAGGGACAUUAGCAACAUUUCUGCCCGACAGGCGUGCAUGAUGACUUGUCAAGACCACAACUACUUUCAGGAAGUCGAACUUUCUAUCCAUCUCGUUCCUGCUCAAGCAAGCCCCUUUUUGCCCUUUCGCUGGCCAGCUGCCACCACACCACUCCAGCCCGAGACGCGCUGAAUGUCACGAGCCGUCUCUGGUUGCGUCCUGUUCUUUUUAUAGACGAGCAGCUGAAAUGUGAAGGGUCACAAUAGGAGGAUAAAUGCAAGGGCCAGCCAGCCCAGUGGGUGUCGCAGACGAAGGCCACUUCUCUACCUCCCUCUCUCUUCUCCCAGCUCUCCUUCUGAUCUCAAAGAGUCAAGAUGCCUCACGCAUAUCCCUUCCUCACUCCUGAGCAGAAGAAGGAGCUCAGUGAUAUCGCUCACAAGAUCGUUGCUCCCGGCAAAGGAAUCCUAGCCGCAGAUGAGUCUACCGGUAGCGUGGCCAAGCGCUUCCAGAGCAUCAACGCGGAGAACACUGAGGAGAACAGGAGGCUGUACCGCCAGCUGCUCUUCACCGCUGACGACCGCGCCGCCCCCUGCAUUGGCGGCGUCAUCCUCUUCCACGAGACCAUGUACCAGAAGACCGACAGUGGCAAACCCUUCCCCGAGUUCCUCAAGGAGAGAGGCAUGGUGGUGGGCAUCAAGGUCGACAAAGGUGUCGUCCCUCUGGCCGGAACCAACGGCGAGACAACGACUCAGGGUCUCGAUGGACUGUACGAGCGCUGCGCCCAGUACAAGAAGGACGGUGCCGACUUCGCCAAAUGGCGUUGUGUGCUGAAGAUCACCCCCACCACUCCCUCAAGACUGGCCAUCAUUGAGAAUGCCAACGUCCUGGCCCGCUACGCCAGCAUCUGCCAGAUGCAUGGCAUCGUGCCCAUCGUGGAGCCUGAGAUCCUCCCCGAUGGCGACCAUGACCUGAAGCGCUGCCAGUAUGUCACCGAGAAAGUCCUGGCCGCCGUUUACAAGGCUCUGUCCGACCACCACGUGUACCUGGAGGGCACUCUGCUCAAGCCCAACAUGGUUACCGCCGGCCACUCGUGCUCAAUGAAGUACAGCAACCAGGAGAUCGCCAUGGCGACCGUGACCGCCCUCCGCCGCACCGUGCCCCCUGCAGUCCCUGGCAUCACCUUCUUGUCUGGUGGUCAGAGUGAGGAGGAGGCUUCCGUCAACCUGAACGGCAUGAACCAGUGCCCUCUGCACAGGCCCUGGGCCCUGACCUUCUCGUACGGACGUGCCCUGCAGGCAUCUGCCCUCAAGGCCUGGGGUGGCAAAAAGGAGAAUGGAAAGGCAUGCCAGGAGGAGUUUAUCAAGAGAGCUCUGGCCAACAGCCAGGCAUGCCAGGGAAAAUACGCUUCCACUGGAAGCAGCGCUGCCGGUGGAGAGUCUCUGUUUAUGGCUAAUCACUCUUACUAAAGCACACCACCACCACGUUCACUCUCUCACACUUAUCACGCCGGCGCCAUGACUCUGCCUGUCACCUCUCCGCUAAUGUAAAGCCUCGCGGUCGGAAGUGAGAGUGGAAAAUCUCCUCCUUUUUGAUGUCGCAACCGGAAGAUUUUCCUCCAUUCCCUUGACCUUAUGCAGAUUCACACCUUUUCUCAGGUGAAUAUUCCCACACUGUUUUUACACAAGUUGCACUACUUUUCAUUGGAUUUAUACUGGUUCAAUGAAAUAAAGUGUUUUACCCUCC